Messenger RNA from Colletotrichum chrysophilum, 606 nucleotides. RefSeq lists its product as uncharacterized. Bases 1 to 606 code for a protein of 201 amino acids. The transcript is spliced from 4 exons. The record is from RefSeq and is a predicted model, not a curated record. NCBI's taxonomy places the organism in Eukaryota, Fungi, Ascomycota, Sordariomycetes, Glomerellales, Glomerellaceae.
AUGGCUGAGGUAGACUUGUCAGAGAGCAAUGGUGGUGCUCUUGUAGCCACCGCCGUUACAUUCCUUAUUCUCUCUUGGUUCUCUGUCGUUCUCCGCGUCUAUGUUCGUGCUUUCAUGACCAAGGGUUUCCAAGCAGAUGACUGGCUCAUGCUUGUUGCCCAGGCAAGUCUCGCCUGCCCCACACUCCAGCAGAAGGAAGAGAUAUCGGCUUUAAUGUACCAAGCUCUCGCCACGGCAACAUAUGUCCUUAACAUGCUCUUCAUCAAGCUGAGCAUCGGGUUCUUCCUGUUGCGACUGUCGACUUCCAUGGUUUACAACUGGAUAAUCUACGUCAGUUUGGCGAUUAUUACUGUCUGGAGCACUGUUAUCUUCUUCUGGAAUAUAUUCCAAUGCUCUCCGGUAGAGGCGCAAUGGGACUACACAAUCUUGAACUCCCAGUGCGUGUCGCCAAACGCGGUUGUUGCAGCAGCCUACUCAAUCAGCGUCAUGACUAUCCUGAGCGACUGGCUUUACGCUCUGAUUCCUAUCCCUCUUAUCUGGAAUGUCAAGAUGUCGAAGCAGGCCAAAGCUACCGUGAUUGUGAUUCUUGGCCUGGGUAUCUUGUAG